This is a messenger RNA of Wickerhamiella sorbophila, 624 nucleotides long. RefSeq names its product Protein FMP32, mitochondrial. The transcript has a single exon. Gene Ontology annotation, cellular component: mitochondrion. The record is from RefSeq and is a predicted model, not a curated record. Bases 1 to 624 code for a protein of 207 amino acids. Lineage: Eukaryota; Fungi; Ascomycota; Dipodascomycetes; Dipodascales; Trichomonascaceae.
AUGAUUCGUCGUGUUUUGCAGGCAGCCCCUAAAAGAACGGUGGGUUUGCGGCUUCAAUUCAGCAGCAGAGCGGCAGUCCGUGAUCAGUAUCAUUUUGACACUCGGAAAUUUGCCAUCAAGCUUGAGCGGGAGGGGUUCACGCCAUCGCAGGCCGAUGCCAUUCUCAAGUCGCUGGCCAACGUGCUGAGUGACACGAUUUCCAACGUGAACAACAAUAUGGUCUCCAAAGAAGAGUUUUCUCGGCGAGUGUACCAACAAAAAGUGGACUUCACCAAGCUCAAGUCCGAGCUCCAGAAUCUCGAUAAAGGCGACUUUGCCCGCAUCAGCGACGAGCACGAGCGGCUGGUGACCGACGUGGAGAAAACGAAGCAGCAAUUCAAGGAGACGGUGGCAAAGGCCCGGGCAAAUGUCCGUUUAGAUCUCAAUUUGGAGAAAGGCCGCGUGCGUGAAGAGAGCGCUGGCCAGGAGCUGAAGAUCCAGGAAAUCAGCGCGCGAAUCGACGAAGAACUGUCGAAUUUCAAGACCCAAAUCGAAGGAACAAAGCUCCAGGUGCUCCAGUGGCUUAUUGGUGUCUGCACAGGUACGCUGGCGCUGGUACUGGCAUAUAUCCGGUUGUUAACCUAA